AUGAGGAGGAAGGACUUCGGCAUCAAGCUGUUGAUGAAUGUCAAUCUGCAGGCGCCAUCGCUCGACCCGUCUCAGGCGCCGUUUGACUACGUGUGCUCCCUGAAGUCCAAAAAUACAACUCAGACCUCCGACGUUCAAGCCCAGCAACGCAUACCAUCUUUGAUUAUUGACGGGGGCUGCCCCUUAGAAAGCUCAUGUUGUUGCUCGGGCGGUAGUUUCAGGUACGGCAUGAUUAUAUCAAUAUUUCUUUGCCCGAGGCGUCACAAGCAGACGGUCUUGGCCAUACUGGAAAAGGCCGGGCCCUCGAAACAAGUAACGGAGAUGCUCCACGCGAUGGAGAAGGCCUUGAUUGCCGAGAUACAGGAUGUUGAGGAUGUGAUGGGGGUCAAGAACCCUCGUAUUAGGGAGCUUUUCAAUGCUAUGACUGCUUGA
Molecule: messenger RNA, 432 nt
Organism: Pyricularia oryzae 70-15
Lineage: Eukaryota; Fungi; Ascomycota; Sordariomycetes; Magnaporthales; Pyriculariaceae
Exons: 6
Coding region: 1-432 (143 amino acids)
Source: RefSeq, a predicted model, not a curated record